This is a messenger RNA of Drosophila obscura, 746 nucleotides long. RefSeq names its product probable chitinase 10. Gene Ontology annotation, molecular function: chitin binding. Lineage: Eukaryota; Metazoa; Arthropoda; Insecta; Diptera; Drosophilidae. The transcript is spliced from 2 exons. Bases 104 to 691 code for a protein of 195 amino acids. The record is from RefSeq and is a predicted model, not a curated record. Gene Ontology annotation, cellular component: extracellular region.
CACGCAAUGGGAAGAACUGAAAAGGGGCUAUAUAAGCAGAGAACGGCCCGGCGACUGACUCAAGAGUAAUCGGAACAUUGCUGCAAAGUCGACAUUCACAAAUAUGAGAGGCCUGUACAUUGUGGUUACCUUUGGACUGCUUGCAUUUCUUGCGGGUCAUGCGAUUGCGUUGCCUCUCGAUGAUGGUGCGACAGAGUCCACAGCGGAGGAGCCAACCACUCUCGACUCCACAGCAUCCGAAUCGACAACACUGGAUCCCAGCACUGAAACGGAGCCCCAAGAAAUAGACACUACUACACUGCCGGCUCCCGUUCUAUGUGAGGAGGGAGAGGAAUUUCGGGCAGCGCCUAAUUGUCAGCAGUACUAUCAAUGCCUGUAUGGGGAGGGAAUCUUAAAACUCUGUCCACCGGACCUCUAUUGGGAUCCAGAGCUUAACGUUUGCGGCUGGGACUCACAAUACUGUGAGAAUAUCGACGGGCCCGCUGGCACGCAGUCGCCAUCCUCGGACUGUUCUUCUGGCCUGCCGUUCCUUCCCUACGAGCCGGACUGCAGCAAGUACAUUCAGUGUGUCUACAAUAUCGGGGUUAAGCAGAACUGUCCCAUCGGGCUUUUCUGGAACCAGCCACUCCAGAGCUGUGACUACACAUGCGACUCCAGUUUUGCGUACCCCGAAGACUAUCAGGAGCAAUGAACGCGUAUGAUGCAACUAACGAAAAUGCGUUCCCAAUAAAUGCAAUAACACAAAA